AUGUCUUCCAGAAUCGCAGAAAUAAUAUCCAAGAUCGCUAUUCCCGCAGGUAUUGCCAUUACUCUUGGCCAAUCUGCUAUCUACGAUGUCGAAGGUGGUAAGAGAGCUGUCAUUUUCGACAGAUUGAACGGUGUUCAACAGAAGGUGAUUGGUGAAGGUACUCACUUCUUGGUACCAUGGCUCCAAAAGGCCAUCGUCUACGAUGNCAGAACCAAACCAAAGACUAUUGCCACCACAACUGGGUCCAAAGAUUUACAGAACGUGUCUUUGACUUUGAGAGUGUUGCACAGACCUGAAGUGAUGAAGUUGCCUACUAUUUACCAAAGCUUGGGUUUGGACUACGACGAAAGAGUGUUGCCAGCCAUCGGAAACGAAGUGUUAAAGUCCAUCGUUGCCCAAUUUGAUGCAGCUGAGUUGAUUACCCAAAGAGAAGUUGUCUCCGCCAGAAUCAGACAAGAAUUGUCCACCAGAGCAAAUGAGUUCAACAUCAGAUUGGAAGAUGUCUCGAUCACCCACAUGACUUUCGGUAGGGAGUUCACCAAGGCUGUGGAGCAGAAGCAAAUUGCCCAACAAGACGCCGAAAGAGCCAAGUACUUGGUUGAGAAGGCUGAGCAGGAGAGAAAGGCCAACGUCAUCAGAGCCGAGGGUGAAGCUGAAAGUGCCGAGACUGUCUCCAAGGCUUUGGCAAAGGCAGGUGAUGGUUUGUUAAUGAUCAGAAGAUUGGAAGCUUCUAAGGACAUUGCCCAAACCUUGGCCAAUUCUCCUAACGUUUCCUACUUACCAAGUGGUAAAGGCUCCGACUCAGAUGCUGGCAGCAAGAACUCGUUGUUGUUGAACAUUGGUCGUUAG
This is a messenger RNA of Suhomyces tanzawaensis NRRL Y-17324, 849 nucleotides long. RefSeq names its product prohibitin subunit. The record is from RefSeq and is a predicted model, not a curated record. Bases 1 to 849 code for a protein of 282 amino acids. NCBI's taxonomy places the organism in Eukaryota, Fungi, Ascomycota, Pichiomycetes, Serinales, Debaryomycetaceae. The transcript has a single exon. Gene Ontology annotation, biological process: mitochondrion organization. Gene Ontology annotation, cellular component: mitochondrion; membrane.